Cuscuta europaea is the source of this 1692-nucleotide messenger RNA. The record is from the annotation of a GenBank genome assembly. NCBI's taxonomy places the organism in Eukaryota, Viridiplantae, Streptophyta, Magnoliopsida, Solanales, Convolvulaceae.
GCAGGAGAUAGAUUACAAUGGGGCUUUCCCGAUAAAGCAGCACACUAAACAAACACUAUCUUUCUACAACCAAACCUUCGUUUCAUUUCCCAAGAAAAAUAAAAAUAAAAAAACACAAGAAAGACUACAAUGGCGAAUGACCCUGAUGAUAUCUUUGCUUUUGUGAACCAAAUCCUGUUCCGUUCAUCUUCCCCACCUCAACAAACCGAACCUUGUUUCUCCAUGGCCGGGCCGUCCGGUGGUGGUUUCCCGUCUUCUAUGGGUCAUUUUGCGUCGGUUGAGAAUGAACCGGAUCAGUAUGAUUGUGAAAGUGAGGAGGGCAGUGAAGCUAUGCUGGAAGAAUUAUCAGCAGCAAAAUCAAGGGUACCUCGAAACACAAAGAGAAGCAGAGCAGCUGAAUUUCACAAUUUAUCUGAAAAGAGGAGGAGGAGCCGGAUCAAUGACAAGAUGAAGGCCCUACAGAAUCUAAUACCAAAUUCAAACAAGACUGACAAGGCUUCCAUGCUUGAUGAAGCCAUUGAAUACCUCAAGCAGCUACAGCUCCAGGUCCAGAUGUUGACAAUGAGAAAUGGAUUAAGCCGCUAUCCUAUGUGCCUUAAUGGAGUGCCACAGAACCAAUAUCCCACUGUCACAGUGGGCUCCUAUGGGAGAAACAGAUCUCCAAAUCCCAACAUGACUGGGCCAUUCCAUAUGAACCAUGAUGUUUCUCUAAAUGGUAUGCGCAGUGUAGCCAUCAAUGGUCCAAACCCAAAGCUCACAUCUGUGGCUACUUACUCCAAUGUUGUGAGCUCUGAAGCUACAAGCGACAUGGAGACAAUGCACCCUCACCUUCCACCCUCUCAGCAGCCCAUUUCUUUGAAGGAAAAUUGUAGGGCAGGGAUUCUAUUUUCAGAUGACAUGGAUGGCUGUCAUUCAAGAAACAUGUCAAUUGGAGAAGCUUCCACUUCAAUUCCUUUUGUACCGGAACUAUCUGGCUUGAGAAGUGGCACUUUCGAGUCCUACCAUCCAAGGAGAAACCAAUCAGAUGUUUAUCAUCCAACAAACAUGGACUGCACCACUCCACAACCCUAUAAGUAAGUGGUCCUCCGUUUUUACUGAGCCGAAGUUUGUCUAAUUGUUAACAUAGCUCUGUUCCAAACCAUCAUUUAUCAGCAUUGGGGAUGGAAGAAAUGUUUUUCUUUUCACCGAGGCAGAGAGAGCAAUGUCUGAAAUAUGAUGGUCUUGGCUUGUACUUCUCAUUACUGCAUGGGAUUGUCAUUUGUGUAAUAACAAAAAAUGUAUGAUUAGGGUUGAUUGUAAUGCACAGGCAAAACCUUCUGUAUAGUAUUAGUAAAGGGUACUUCUUUUCAUAUUUGUUUAAGGGUUAGUAACAUUAUUGAAGAGCAUUAAAACAGUACUCACUGGGACUUCAGUACGUUAGCAUUGUUGGACAUGGUGAGACACCAAAAAGAUCUUACAUCAUCUUAUGCAAGUUCAUAGCAGUGUUAUGAACUUGUGGCGUGCUGGUAGUGCAACCUGCGCCGUGUGUUUCACGCGUGUUUGAUUCCCAUUUUGGACAUAUUUUCUUUUUUUUGUACAAAAAAAAACAGUGUUACGAGACAUUCCAGGAAAUCACUGGGUGUUUUGUUUUGUAGUGAACAAAUCAAAUAGCCGUGUGUAUUCUGCAUAUCAUUUGAGAACUAUUGAAACAAU